Funneliformis caledonium is the source of this 672-nucleotide messenger RNA. Lineage: Eukaryota; Fungi; Glomeromycota; Glomeromycetes; Glomerales; Glomeraceae. The record is from the annotation of a GenBank genome assembly.
AUGAACGACCCAAACUUCAUGACAGGUUCGCCGAAUGUAUUGCCUAAUUGUUCAAAGUUCUCGUUAUUCGAGUUUACAUCAUCUUAUAUGAACAAGGAUAUGAUUUCACAAGGCAAUAUUCCAAAUUGGAAUGUUAAAAAUCACUUUGUACCUGAUAUAAUGACUACACAAUCAUCAUCACCUUCGUUUUCGGAUAAGCUAGCUCCAAUCAUCACCACUUCAAACCUUUCAUCAUCAUCAACGAAUGGAACAUCAGGAAGAAGAUCGAUUCGAUCAAAUCCAAUUAUAUCAUCUCCUUUGGCCAUUGGUCCUUCGAUUUCACAUACAUUGAAGCCAGCAAUAAGUCCAAACCUUAAACCUAGAUUACCUGGUGUUUCACCAGAUGAAGUUGCUGAACAAUUAGCCAAUAAAUCAAAUUAUCAUAGUAUUAUGGAGGGGACAGCUGAGUCUCUAGGUAUUUUAUAUCCAUCGGGCGUAAAUUCGAUUUUAACUCGACGUUUAACAUGUAGGGUAGCUGAACAAAAGCGUAGGGAUUCGUUGAAACAAAGUUUUGAUGAAUUGAAAAAAAUUUUACCUAUGCCGAGUUACGAUGAUGGUAAAAAUCCUGAUGAUGUCACAUCCAUAAAAAAUGUUAGCAAAUUGUUUUUAUUAAAGAGAGACAAAAGAAAGUGA